AUGAACUACUGUCAGUUGGUCCAAGAUGUGAAGCUCCACAUCACUGCAAAGAAUUUGCAUCCUAUCAUUGAAGAUGAGAUAGACAACCCUGUUAGCGAAGCUGAGAAAGCCACUACCAUGAUCUUCAUCCGAAGACAUAUUCAUGACACACUACAAACUGAGUACCAUACUGAGGAGGAUAAACAAGCACUAUGGGUCAUUUUGGCUGAUCUUUGUCGAAUCAGAUCACCUCUUAAGUUUUGUAAUGAAACUUUAACCGAAGAGGAUCUCCUGAAGAAGACCUAUUCGACCUUCUCUGUUACUAAUAUUGUCAUGCAGCAAAAAUAUAAAGCUUAUAAGUUCACCAAGUUCUCAGAUUUGAUCUCUGUUUUACUUCUCGCUGGAAAGCAAAACCAACUGUUAAUGAAGAAUCAUUAA
Molecule: messenger RNA, 417 nt
Organism: Malus domestica (apple)
Lineage: Eukaryota; Viridiplantae; Streptophyta; Magnoliopsida; Rosales; Rosaceae
Source: RefSeq, a predicted model, not a curated record